Molecule: messenger RNA, 3601 nt
Organism: Mandrillus leucophaeus (drill)
Lineage: Eukaryota; Metazoa; Chordata; Mammalia; Primates; Cercopithecidae
Gene: UVSSA
Product: UV-stimulated scaffold protein A
Exons: 14
Coding region: 391-2496 (701 amino acids)
Biological process (GO): transcription-coupled nucleotide-excision repair; response to UV
Cellular component (GO): chromosome
Molecular function (GO): RNA polymerase II complex binding
Source: RefSeq, a predicted model, not a curated record
UCCCCGGGUAGGGCGCAGCUCCCCAGCCUCCGCCCCGGCCUCCCCUGGCGCUUCCUUCCGGGUCCUUCGGCCUUUUCCUGGCAGUGCUGCAGGCUCUCGCCUCUUCCCACCCUGCACGCCGCGGUGCUCGACCCUGGGCCUCCGGGUGGGCUGCCUCCGUUAGGGCCGCCCCUGGCCUCCGGGCGCGACUUUCAUUGAUCUCAGAAUUUCUUGGCUCCUUUUGGCCUCUGCAGCCUUGCUGGAGGCUGCCCUGCGGAAUCAGUGAAUAAGGGAAACAGCAACAGUCACGUUAGGCAAAAGCUGAUUUGGACAGUGCCACUGGUUCUUAACGCACGGCCCUCAGUGCAGCGUCCCACACGCAGGGGAUUGUAGAGGUCCCGAGUUGAAGAUAUGGAUCAGAAACUUUCGAAGUUGGUAGAAGAGCUCACAACUUCAGGAGAACCCAGACUAAAUCCUGAGAAAAUGAAGGAACUGAAGAAAAUUUGCAAGUCUUCAGAGGAGCAGCUGAGCCGUGCCUACCGCCUGCUGAUAGCACAGCUGACCCAGGAACACGCUGAGAUCCGCCUCUCAGCUUUCCAGAUCGUGGACGAACUCUUUGCCAGGUCUCACCAGUUCCGGAUGCUGGUUGUUUCCAACUUCCAGGAGUUCCUGGAGCUCACGCUGGGCACGGAUCCCGCACAGCCUCUGCCACCCCCCAGGGAGGCGGCACAGAGGCUGAGGCAGGCGGCCACCCGGGCCGUGGAAGUGUGGAAUGAGAAGUUCGGGGAGGCCUACAAGAAGCUUGCCUUGGGCUACCACUUCUUAAGACACAACAAAAAGGUGGAUUUUCAAGACACAAAUGCUCGGACUCUGGCAGAAAGAAAGAGAGAAGAAGAGAAGCAGAAGCACUUGGAUAAAAUUUACCAAGAAAGAGCCAGCCAGGCGGAGAGGGAGAUGCAAGAAAUGUCUGGAGAAAUUCAAUCCUGCCUGACGGAGGUAGAGAGCUGCUUUAGGCUGCUGGUGCCUUUUGACUUUGACCCGAACCCGGAGACAGAAUCGCUUGGCGUGGCUUCCGGCACGUCUGAUGCCCUUCACUCCUCCUGCGCGGACCAGGGGGGCCCUUGCUGGUCUGGCACCCCUGACCCCUGGGACGGGGAGCAGCCGUGCUGCAGUAGAGACCUGCCUGCCUCUGCAGGCCACCCACCCCAGACAGCCACGGAUGACCUCUCAGAUGAGGAUGAGGACAGUGACCUCGAGGAAUUUAUGCGGAGCCACGGGCUUGGCUCACACAAGUACACGCUGGACGUGGAGCUCUGCUCAGAGGGCCUGAAGGUGCAGGAAAAUGAGGACAACCUCGCUGUCGUCCACGCCGCCCGCGACACACUCAAGCUCAUCCGGAACAAGUUCCUGCCGGCCGUGUGCUCGUGGAUCCAGCGCUUCACCCGCGUUGGGACCCACGGUGGAUGUUUAAAGCGCGCCAUUGACCUGAAGGCGGAAUUGGAGCUUGCGCUGAGAAAAUACAAGGAGCUGGACAUCGAGCCCAAGGGAGGGCAGAGGCACAGGACGGAAGCCCUGGGGGAUGCGGAGGAAGAUGAGGAUGAUGAGGACUUUGUGGAGGUCCCUGAGAAGGAGGGGUAUGAGCCCCACAUCCCCGACCACCUGCGCUCUGAGUAUGGGCUGGAGGCAACACUAGAGAAAGACACAGCUGUGCGGGGCUUGCGGACAAGGAUGAGGAAAGACGAGGAGGCGUCGGACCCCACGUCUGCGGCUGCUCAGCUGUGGUGGCUCCGGGAACACUUGCCGCCACCCUCGUCUGCCAGCCCCCCCAGAGUAUUGCCAGAGCCACAGGAGGCCAAGAAGCUGGCAGCAGAGCGGGCCCGGGCGCCCGUGGUGCCCUACGGCGUGGACCUGCACUACUGGGGCCAGGAGCUCCCCACAGCCGGGAAGAUCCUCAAAUCUGACUCCGAGCACCGCUUCUGGAAGCCCAGCGAGGUGGAGGAGGAAGUGGUCAAUGCCGACGUUUCUGAGAUGCUCCGGAGCCGCCACAUCACUUUUGCAGGGAGGUUUGAGCCUGUGCAGCACAGGUGUCGUGCCCCGAGGCCGGACGGCCGGCUCUGUGAGCGCCAAGAUCGGCUGAAGUGCCCUUUCCACGGGAAGAUCAUUCCAAGGGAUGACGAAGGGAGGCCACUCGACCCGGAGGACAGGGCUCGCGAGCAGCGGCGGCAGCUGCAGAAGCAGGAGCGCCCGGAAUGGCAGGACCUUGAGUUGAUGAGAGACGUGGAGGCAGCCACAGGGCAGGAUCUUGGCUCGUCCAGGUACAGCGGGAAAGGCAGGGGGAAGAAGAGGAGGUACCCCAGCCUCACCAACCUGAAGGCUCAGGCCGACACUGCCCGCGCUCGCAUCGGGAGAAAAGUCUUCGCCAAAGCAGCUGUGCGGAGGGUCAUGACAGCCAUGAACCAGAUGGACCAGAAGAAGCACGAGAAGUUUUCAAACCAGUUUAACUAUGCACUGAACUAGAGAGCUGGGCCCAGUGCACUGGCCAUUAGCACCUUCUCCCUCUGCCAGUGUCUCAGGACAGCAGAGUGGGCGUGGGUCUGGGCAGUAACCGUGCUUUGGCUAUUACUGUGUUUGAUGUAAAGAAAUGGCACAUUGAAAUGCCCUGAAGGUCUGGCCGUGCUGCUGCGACAGGGUUCGUCGUCAUCUGGUGAUGGGUCUGUCCUCGUAGAAGAGGCCCUCGGGCCCGGAGAUGUGAACACAGGCAGCAGUCCUGCUCCAGAGGGCAUCUGCGAGUCCUCGUGAGGCCAGUGCGUGUCGUGGUGCGGGGUUCAGCACUGACAGCGUGUGCGUGCAGCUCAGCUUUCAGAGCUUGCAUUCCCCAGCUGGGAGGUGACCACUCAGAGGAACUCUGGGAAACCCACUUUUAUGCAAAUGUUGUUUUUAACACAAACACAAAGGCCAGUGAACCGUUCACUCAUCUGCUUUCUGUUUCUGGCUUUUCAUACGACAUGUGGCCGCUUGUGCCUGGCUUCUUGCACUUGGCAUUCUGUUUUCAGGGCUCAUCCAUGGAGUUCCCCUCCGACGCAUAAAACAAAGGAGGUGAAAACCUGUCCAUGUGGAAGCUCGUGCACACAUGUCCACAGCAGCGUCGAGGGUACUGAACAUCUCCUGUGCUCACGGGCCGUUUGUGUAUCUUCUUUGGAGAGGAGUCUGUUCAAAUCUCUUGCCUAUUUUUAAUUGAAUAUUUGUCUUGAGUUGUAACCGUUUUUUUCUCUCUCUUUUAGAGAUGGGCUUUUGCUCUUACCCAGGCUGAGUGCAGUGGCACGAUCAUAGCUCACUGCAGCCUCAAACUCCUGGGCUCAAGCCUCCUCCCACGUCAGCCUCCCAGGUAGCUGGGACUACAGGCACACGCCACAACGCUUGGCUAAUUUUUUAAAUUUUUUGUAGGGACGAGCUCUCACUGUGUUGCCCGUGGUGGUCUCGAACUCCUAGCCUUAAGCAAUCCUCCUGCUUCCGUCUCCCAAAGUGUUGGGAUUACAGGCAUGAGCCACCACUCCUAGCCAGGAGUUUAUAUGUAUAUUGUGAAUACUGGAUCCUCAUGUGAUUUGCAAAAACUUUCUUUUUU